Molecule: messenger RNA, 468 nt
Organism: Stylonychia lemnae
Lineage: Eukaryota; Ciliophora; Spirotrichea; Sporadotrichida; Oxytrichidae
Source: the annotation of a GenBank genome assembly
AUGGAUAGUGGAAAGAGAGAGCGAGGAAAUAGUUUCAAUUCACAGGAGUAAUCUAUAGGACUAGAAGAAUUGACAAUUAUGAAACUAAUGGAAGAGAUAAUGGAGUUUGAUCAGGAAAUCAAGAUGAAGUAGAGAUGGAUUAGUACCAGAAUGAAGCUUCUUCAUAAACUUCUGCCCAAAUAGGAGAAUAAGGACAUGAAAGCUAUCAUCUAGAAUUUUCUUCUCAAGCUUUAGCCAGAGUAUCCCAAGAAGAUCUACGUAAGCUAUGACAGAGGUGGUGAGCCUAUCCCUAUGCCCAUGGACUCUGGAGAACCCAUUCCACUAGAAAUGUUCAAAGGUGAUCCCAUAAUUCUUAUGUCAAAUGAGUAAUAUCAUUAGCAAUAAAAUCAGCAAGAUGGAGGUGAAGGUUAGAAUGAAGAAGAGAAAAAUUAAGAUGGAGAAGUUAAAGAGAGUCAACAACAAAACUGA